AUGCAGACAAGAAAGAAACAGUCGGUUAAUGACGAUGACCCGAACCGGGUGGCCGAAGAAAUCGCCGAGGUGCUGGCCAAAAUUCAACUUCUCGAAGGCGACCGGAAAGCUUUUGCUGAGUCAUCUCACUAUACGGUUAGGGCUAAUGAUGCCAAAAUAGGGUCUUUGCGCCUGGAAAACCGAGAUUUACUGAAGAGUUAUAAGAAAUGUAUCACUUGUGACGAUGAUACCUUGAACAUUGUUUUUCCCGGUCAUGAUGUUGGCAAACAGCAAUUUGUUGGUAAACGUCCCGAUAUUACCAUAAAUGGACUGAACAACAAAAAGUGCGAUCAAGUUAAAAAACUAAAUCUGGCUCAAUAUCAGACUAGAGUUAAAGAAAAGGAACUCGUUGAGAAGAUUGAAAGAAUGAAAAGUAUUCACGCAUUUGCAGAACGAAUGAGUAAAGCUUAUAUGGAUCCAAAAUCACAGAAAACUAAAAAUCGGGCAAUUUUGACCGAAAUUGAGAAAUAUAAACUGAAAAACACAGAAGCCGACGAGGUUCAAAAUAUUUUCUCGAAACUCACACGAAGGUUGAAGGAGGAAAAUAAAAUGUACGAAUCGAAUUUGGAAAUGUUAGAAAACGCAAUUUUUGAAAAUGAAGACGACCUUAAAGGGUUAAAAGAUAUGAACAAAGACGCCGAACAUUCAAAAGAACUGGCUAAACAAGAUUUACAAAUGCAAGAAGGGCAAAUAAAUAAAGACAAAACGCAGAGAGAAAAACGAAAAUCGGAAAUAAAACGAGUGAGCGAUUUCAGGCAAAAAGAGCUCGAAAGGUUAAAUAGUUUCGUGAAAGAUCAAGACGAUCCGAAAGAGUCGGAAUACUACGACGGGAUCACAAUAGCUCAACAGGAAGAAAAACAGGCGAAAGCUGACAAUGCUGAACGAAAAAUAACCCAAGUUGAAAAGUCGACUCAGAAAGUAAAAGACGCCACAGGUUUAAAUUCCCCUGCGGACGCGAUUCGAUAUUUCAAAGAACAAUUCGCGACGAAGGAUAACUUAGAAUCUCAAAUUGACCAAAAUGCCGAACAAAUCGCAGAUUUAGAGAGGAAGAAACAACUCUUAAAAGAAAGUUACGAUGAUGUUAAGUACAAUGGUGAAGUCGACGAAGGCACGCAUAAGGAAAGCGAUUCGUUUUAUGCCGAGUCAUCGCACCGAGAAGAUUAUUACGACGAAUAUGAAGAAGAAUUAGACGAAGUUCGGAUGUCGGUUGCUCAAAAUAAAUUAAAUGAUGCUCGACAAACUUUGACCGAUUUGAAAAUAGCCUUAGACCAUGUUUUAGGCAAACUGUCAUUUUUGAAAAGUUUAAAACGUCCUAGACCUUCUUUAUGGGAACAAAAGCAGGAACAGGAGUAUCUGGUUGAUGUAGCUGACAUAUGUAUUGACAAAAUCAAAUUGUUGGUAGCUCAAAUCGGCGAAGAUACGGACACGAGAGAAGUUAUGAGGGAAAUCGACGAGUCUGAUUUCGGUCACGUGGUUCAAAAUAAAAUGAGCUCUGCUAAUGCACGAGUUAGUACACGAGGCAUGAAGAACAGCAACCAGUUUGAAGAAGAUGAAGAUGAGAUAAUUGAGUCGGAGGAGGAAGACAUUGUUACUCGCAAUCAGGUGAAGAGAGCGUCCAAGGCUCUGAUUGACUCGAAAAUGCACAGAGGGGGCAACAGGAAAGCAUCCAUGAAGUUCAGAUGA
Messenger RNA from Symsagittifera roscoffensis, 1722 nucleotides. RefSeq names its product outer dynein arm-docking complex subunit 3-like. Gene Ontology annotation, cellular component: cilium; ciliary tip; ciliary basal body. Lineage: Eukaryota; Metazoa; Xenacoelomorpha; Acoela; Convolutidae. Gene Ontology annotation, biological process: outer dynein arm assembly; cilium movement. Bases 1 to 1722 code for a protein of 573 amino acids. The transcript has a single exon. The record is from RefSeq and is a predicted model, not a curated record.